Messenger RNA from Nelumbo nucifera (sacred lotus), 1791 nucleotides. RefSeq names its product heptahelical transmembrane protein 4-like. Gene Ontology annotation, cellular component: membrane. The record is from RefSeq and is a predicted model, not a curated record. NCBI's taxonomy places the organism in Eukaryota, Viridiplantae, Streptophyta, Magnoliopsida, Proteales, Nelumbonaceae. Gene Ontology annotation, molecular function: signaling receptor activity. Gene Ontology annotation, biological process: response to hormone.
CUCACGAUAUUCUAAAUUUCUAAUUUCUACUUGUUCCUCUCCAACCACCAUAAAUUACCCAGAAGAAGAAAAAAGAUUAAGAUCUAAGGGAGGAAAGUUGAAAGUUUCUGCUACUCACCAUUCUCAAUUCAUCGAUGUUUAUCGGGUUCUGAAUUUUAAUAAGUAUUAAAUACUUGUAAGCAUUCGUUGGGAGUCAGCUUUUAACCUCAGCUGUCCCUUUUCUUGCAUUUGAUCGUCUCUUUACCGAGUGGUGGGUUCUCUACUGAUCACCGCCUAAGAGAUUCCAAAUUGAUUAAAUAAAUAGAAAUCAGAAUUAUCCGCUUCUGGGCUCCGCUCCCAGGUGGCGUUUCUGCAAUUCCAGAAAUGGGCAGCGGUUGUAAGGAGUGCGAGAAUUUGCCCUUUCCUUCCGAGAAAUUUGAGAAUGGUCGGUUCGAAGAAGGGAGUCAGAUAUGUUCCAAGGGAGGGAAAAGGACGAGGUUCUGGAAGAAGGUGAAGUAUCAGCUCGUCGAGUACCACUCAUUGCCCGAGUAUUUGAGGGACAAUGAGUUCAUUUUGGGUCAUUACAGAUCUGAAUGGCCUCUGAAGCAAGUGCUCUUAAGCAUAUUUUCUAUUCACAACGAGACUCUCAAUGUCUGGACGCACUUGAUAGGUUUCUUCCUUUUCCUAUCCCUUACAAUAUAUACUGCAAUGAAAGUUCCAAAAGUUGUGGAUCUCCAGUCCCUGCCUCAUCUCCCUGAUGUGCUGAGAAAAGCUGAUCUGCACGAGCUAUUGACUUGCCUUCCUUCCAUGCCUAACAUGCCUGAUUUGCAAAAGCUGCGAGAUGAGUUCAAAACAUCCUUGCCUUCGAUGGAUAUGCUUCCAUCAUUGUCUGGUUGGCAUAUUCCGGAACUUCUUGCAAACUGUUUGCCUGAGCGGUUCUCCCACAGCAACCAUACUGAUCCUUGUGUUCUGCGUAGCAUGAAGGAGGAUGUGGUAAAUAUGAUAGCACCCUUGAUGGUAAGACCAAUCACACGGUGGCCAUUCUUUGCUUUUAUGGGUGGAGCCAUGUUUUGUCUAUUAGCCAGCAGCACUUGCCAUCUUCUCUCCUGCCACUCUGAGCGCCUCUCUUACAUCAUGCUCAGGCUUGACUACACUGGCAUUGCCGCCCUCAUAUCAACCUCCUUUUAUCCUUCUGUGUACUACUCCUUCAUGUGCAACCCCUUCUUCUGCAAUCUCUACUUAGGCUUCAUUACACUGCUGGGGAUCGCCACGAUUGUGGUGUCUCUCCUCCCAGUCUUCCAAAACCCAGAGUACCGCAGCAUACGCGCCAUGCUCUUCUUUGGCAUGGGCAUGUCAGGGGUAGCUCCCAUAAUGCACAAACUAAUCCUGUUCAGAAACCAACCAGAGGCCCUCCACACCACAGGUUACGAGAUAUUGAUGGGUGCUUUGUAUGGGAUUGGGGCCCUGGUGUACGCAACUAGGAUUCCCGAGCGGUGGAGGCCAGGGAAAUUUGACAUUGCUGGUCACAGCCACCAGCUGUUUCAUGUGUUGGUCGUGGCUGGAGCAUACACUCACUAUCGUGCAGGGUUGGUUUAUCUCAAGUGGAGGGACCUUGUAGGGUGUUAAAAGAAUGAAUCAAAGGAUUAGGUGGAUGGGUGUGUAAUGUAAGCAGACAUGUUUCUGGAUCACUCCCCAUUAAAACUCGAUUUCAAUGUAUGAGAACAUGAAGGAAUAUUGAGUGAUAUAGUAGAAUCCACCAUUUGCUUGUUUUCCAAUGUGCAAUGACCAAUAGAUUUGAUGCCUUUUCAUUUC